Stegodyphus dumicola is the source of this 4488-nucleotide messenger RNA. It is a transcript of the gene Polr3A, whose product is annotated as RNA polymerase III subunit A. Gene Ontology annotation, biological process: DNA-templated transcription. Lineage: Eukaryota; Metazoa; Arthropoda; Arachnida; Araneae; Eresidae. The record is from RefSeq and is a predicted model, not a curated record. Gene Ontology annotation, molecular function: DNA binding; DNA-directed RNA polymerase activity.
AUGUAUGGCAUGUUUAUUGCGAAUUUGCAUUGGGUGCUUUUAAUCCAGUUCCCAUGUGUUGUUAUAACUCAAACGCAGUGCGUAUAGUACGGUUCAUAAAUUGAGUAUUUUGGUAAAUGUGUGAUUAAUUUUUCUUUUCUUAUUCCGUAAGAUCAAUUUCGGUUAAUAAUAUUAUAAUCAUGGUAAAAGAGCAGUUCAGAGAGUCUCAUCUCUCGAAGAAAAUCUCCAAAAUUAGCUUUGGUUUGCAAAGUGCUAUUGAGAUACGUCAGCAAGCUCAUGUUUGCUGUGUGAGUAUGGCUUUAUAUGAAGGAAAUGCUCAUGAAGCAGUACCAUAUGGAGUGCUUGAUCCUAAAAUGGGUACAAGCCGUAAGAAUCAGAAAUGUGCUACUUGUGGUUAACAAGUAAGUGACUGCAUAGGCCAUUUUGGAUACAUUGAUUUAAAAUUACCCGUCUUCCAUGUUGGCUUUUUUAGGUCUACUAUCACAAUUCUGCAAACAAUAUGUAAGACUUGCAGUAGAGUUUUGUUGAAUUCAAAUGAAAGGAAAAAGUUCAGUGAAAUUUUGAAACGCCCCAAUAUUAGUUACCUUCAGAAGAAGACUUUAAGGAAACAAAUUGUUGAUCUUUGUAUGAAGAAAAGUGUAUGUCCUUAUUGCCAGGCAGUGAAUGGUCAAGUCAAGAAAGCUGGGUGUUUAAAAAUUGUUCAUGACAAAUACAAGAAAGAGAAGCGAAGUGAUCCUGUAUUGUUGGAAUAUUUGGAGGAAUUUGAUGAAGCUAUGAAAAAUAAUAAGGAGUUAGAACAUUGUAAAAAUAAACUGACUCAAAUAAAUUUGGAUCCUUUAAAGGUUUUGGAUCUUUUCAGAAGAAUUGUUGAUGAGGAUAUUCCUCUCCUUUUGAUGAAUCCACAUGUUGGACGACCAGAACAUUUAAUUCUGACAAAACUACCAGUUCCACCAUUGUGUAUUCGACCUUCUGUGAUAUCUGAAGUCAAAUCUGGAACAACUGAAGAUGAUAUGACUACAAAAUUAACUGCUUUAAUUCAGCUCAAUCAAGAAAUUCAGAUGCAUGGUACUAGUGCUCCUUUAAAACAUGUGAUGAAAGUCUGGGAUAACUUGCAAACUCAUGUUGCACUAUAUAUAAAUAGUGAUAUGUCUGGUGUAAAUAUGGAAAUGCAGUUAGUGAAGCCUUCUGGAAGGGGUAUUGUGCAAAGAUUAAAAGGAAAGCAUGGUCGUUUCCGGGGAAAUUUAUCUGGAAAACGUGUGGAAUUUACUGGUCGAACAGUUAUUUCACCAGAUCCAAAUUUACCAAUUGACCAAGUUGGAAUUCCUGAACAUGUAGCAAAAAUUUUGACAUAUCCUGAAAUGGUAACAAAGCAUAACAUGAAGCGAUUGAAAGCAUUAAUCUUGAAUGGUGGCUAUAAACAUCCAGGAGCAAAUUUUUAUAUUGAACGUAACACUAAAAUGAAAAGUGAUCUGAAUUAUGCAAACAGGCGGCGAAUUGCUGAUAAUUUGAAAUGUGGUGAUAUCGUAGAACGACACAUGCUCGAUGGUGAUGUUGUGUUAUUCAAUCGACAGCCAUCUCUGCAUAAGCUCAGCAUUAUGGCCCAUAAGGCAAAAAUUGUGCCCACUCGAACAUUUCGAUUUAAUGAAUGUGUUUGCACUCCAUACAAUGCCGAUUUUGAUGGGGAUGAAAUGAAUAUUCAUUUGCCACAAACAGAGGAAGCUAGAGCUGAAGCUUUAAUCUUAAUGGGGGUGCAAUCAAAUUUAGUUACUCCUCGAAAUGGAGAUCCAUUGGUCGCUGCAAUUCAAGAUUUUAUCACAGGAGCCUUUCUUUUGACUCAAAAAGAUACAUUUUUUACAAGAGAAGAAGCACAGCAGAUAAUUGCUAGUAUUCUUUCAAAUGAAGAUAGGCUGAUGAGAAUAGACUUACCGCCACCAGCACUUAUAAAGCCAUAUGUACUGUGGACUGGUAAACAAAUAUUCAGUUUGAUACUCAAGCCUAACAAAUCUAGCAAGGUGUUAAUCAACUUUAGAAAAGGGCCUAAAGGAAGAACGAAAUCACCAUACACUACAAAUGAAGAACUGUGUCCCAAUGAUACAUUUGUUAUUAUAAGAAACAGUGAACUUUUAGCCGGCACUAUGAGCAAGCAGACUCUUGGAUCAGGCUCAAAGACUACUAUAUUUUACAUAUUGUUGCGAGAUUAUGGUAAAAGUUAUGCUGCAAAUGCUAUGUUGAGACUUGCUCGACUGUCUUCAUACUUUCUUGCCAAUCGAGGAUUUUCUAUCGGAAUUGGAGAUGUUACACCUGGUGCUGGUUUGUUGAAAGAAAAAGAAAAAUUAUUGCAUGAUGGAUAUGCUAAAUGUGAAGAAUACAUCCAAAGUUUGCAGAAAGGAGAAUUAGAAACUUUACCUGGAUGUAAUGAAGAAGAGACUUUAGAGGGUAAAAUUAUGGCUGAAUUAUCUGCUAUUCGUGAACGGGCUGGUCAGAUAUGUCAUAAAGAACUGCAUAAGACAAACAGUCCUUUGAUCAUGGCCCAGUGUGGAUCUAAAGGAUCUAACAUCAAUAUCAGUCAAAUGGUUGCUUGUGUUGGACAACAAGCUAUAAGUGGUCACAGAGUUCCUGAUGGUUUUGACCAACGAUCUUUGCCACAUUUUAAAAGGAAUAGUAAAACUCCUGAAGCUAAGGGUUUUGUUCAGAAUAGUUUUUAUUCAGGGCUUACUCCAACUGAAUUCAUAUUUCAUACAAUGGCUGGAAGAGAAGGUCUUGUUGAUACUGCUGUGAAGACAGCUGAAACUGGUUAUAUGCAGAGACGAUUAAUUAAAUCACUGGAAGAUUUAUGUCUUCAUUAUGAUUCAAGUGUUCGAAAUUCUGUGGGUGAAGUUGUGCAGUUUGUGUAUGGUGGCGAUAGCUUGGAUCCUGCUUCUAUGGAAGGAACCAAUAAAUUUGAAACUCAGAAGAAAAAAGUAGAUGAAUAUUGUAUAAAAAAGGAUGAUGAUCCUCCAGAGGAACCUGUAAUUUUUGAACGUGCUCUCUAUCACAUUACAGCAAAGUAUCCAUGUCCAGAUGAAUUACCUUUGGACCCAGAAACUUUAAUGUUCUUAAGUGCUGAAAUUAUCAAUGAAAAUUUUAUGGAUGUUCAUGAAAAUUAUGUAUCACAACUUUGGAAAUUCUUUGCAGAUCAAAGUAACCGGUUACGAAGAGUCAGAGAGAAAUUUGGUACUUUUGCAAUGAGUGAUGUUCCACCUGUUUUGCGUCAUUUAGAGAGAGUCACAAAAACUCAGCUGAAAGAGUUCCUUAACUUCUGCAAAGAAAAGUAUAUGAAAGCAAUGAUUGAACCAGGUACUGCUGUGGGUGCUAUUUGUGCUCAAAGUAUUGGAGAGCCUGCAACGCAAAUGACUUUAAAGACAUUUCACUUUGCUGGUGUUGCCUCUAUGAAUAUUACUCAGGGUGUUCCAAGGAUAGGUGAGAUAAUAAAUGCCAGCAAAGUUAUAAGUACUCCUGUUAUUACAGCAUUAUUAGAUGUAAAUGAUGACCUGGAAUUUGCUAGACGUGUUAAAGGAAGAAUAGAAAAAACCCUUUUAGGAGAGGUGUCUGAUUACCUUGAAGAGGUUUUUCUUCCUGACAGUUGCUUCAUCCUUGUCAAGCUAAAUCUUGAAAGAAUUCGGUUAUUACAACUUGAAGUGAAUGCUGAGACUAUACUUUACUCCAUCUGUACUACGAACAUUACUGAAAUAAAAGGAAUCAAGCCACAAAAUAUAACCAUUCAUAAAAAGGAUGUUUUGUUGGUAAAACCUUUUGUCAGUUCCCGUGGCACUUGUUAUUACAUAUUACAGCAACUGAAGGAGAAACUCCCUUUGGUAGUCAUCAAGGGUAUUUCAACUGUGUCUCGUGCUUUAAUACAUGUGAAUAAUAAAAACCAAUAUGAAUUGCAAAUAGAAGGCAAUGGUUUAGGAGAAGUUAUGGCCACUAGAGGUGUCCGGGGGACUUCUACAACUUCAAAUCACACAAUGGAAGUAGAAAAGUACCUUGGCAUUGAGGCGGCAAAGUAAGUAUUAUGAAUUUCUGUGUUUAGCAAAGGGACAGCAUUGUUUUUUAAAAUGAAAGUUUCGUGUAUUCAUGUAUCAUCUUAAAAAAAGGAAAGUUUAGUGUAUUCAUGUAUCAUCUUAAAAAAAGGAAAGUUUACACUCUAUAUGUGGAGGCAUUUUCAACAAUUGAAUGCUUUUCUGUCACAUAACUCGGAAACCGAUAGGCAUAAAGCUACAAAAUAUGGCACAUGCUAUCCAGGAAUGCACCUCAAAGCUAUUUAUUUAUUUAUCCAUUUAAAAUUUUUCAGUUUUGGAGGUUCUUCCUCCUCUGUCAUCUUUUUACUUUAAGAAGAAUUUAAUUUCAAUAUCUGCACCGUUGGAUCGAACAGAAAAAUCAUUCAGAGUAAAAAUUUAUUCAAAUCUCUACUUUGUUUUUCAGUAUAAAAAAAAAAAAAAAAAAAAAAAA